GCGCACUCCCUUUUGUGGAGCAAGUAGGCGUGCACGAGCCUGAGGUGCUCACAGCUGUGCUUGGCUCCAAAGUGGAGACUACGCGCAAGACCAACAAGGACACAACAAACAAAACACACCACAGCAACAAAGCAGCCUUUUCCUCAACGACUUUCCUUCGUGAAGCUUCCCUUUCUGCUGGCGGCGCCCCUUUGCUCUUGAGCCUGUGGUAUGAGCCUAUGUGGCAGGAAGGCGCUGACGUUGCUGAGCAGCGUGUUCGCUGUUUGCGGCCUGGGCCUGUUGGGCAUCGCCGUAAGCACCGACUACUGGCUUUACCUGGAGGAAGGCGUCAUCCUUCCACUCAACCAGAGCACCGAGAUACGCAUGUCCCUGCACUCUGGCCUGUGGAGGGUUUGUUUCCUGGCUGGGGAGGAGAAAGGUCGCUGUUUUACCAUUGAAUAUGUGAUGCCCACUAAAGUCCAGUUGACUUCGGAGUCCACUGUUAGUGUGUUGAAGAUGAUCCGUUCUGCCACACCUUUCCCACUAGUCAGCCUCUUCUUCAUGUUCAUCGGUUUUGUCCUGAGCAACAUUGGCCACAUUCGACCACAUCGCACCAUCCUAGCCUUUAUUUCAGGAAUCUUUUUCAUCUUAUCAGGUCUGUCUCUGGUCGUUGGUCUGGUGUUGUACAUCUCAAAUAUCAAUGAUGAAAUGUUGAAUAGGACCAAAAGCAAUGAGGCCUACUUCAGCUACAAGUAUGGAUGGUCGUUUGCUUUUGCCGCGAUCUCCUUCCUCCUCACUGAGACAGCCGGCGUGAUGUCGGUGUACCUGUUCAUGAAGCGCUACACGGCGGAGGACAUGUACCGACCCCACCAGGGCUUCUACCGGCCUCGCCUCAGCAACUGCUCAGACUACUCGGGCCAGUUCCUCCAUCCGGACGCAUGGGCCGGACGCGGCCGCAGCCCCUCGUCCAUCUCCUCCGAGGCUUCCCUGCAGAUGAACUCCUCCAACUACCCAGCCCUCCUCAAGUGUCCUGAAUAUGAACAGAUGUCCUCAUCGCCUUGCUGAAGCAAAGAACCACCAAAGGUUAUUACAGCAGCGGCCAAGUUGUAAUACUGUGCUCUGUACAGUCAUAGAAUGUCAUGACAUUCAAUACGAGAGCUGUGUAUGGGAAUUCAUGACAAAAUACCAGAUGGCGUCUAGAGGGAUGCCUUGCGGUUACCUGGCACCAUGGUUUUGUCUAGAACUGCACUUUGCAGUGGUGUAAAACUGAACUGCAUCAUAAUGAGAAGCGUUAGAAUUUUUUUCCCCCUGUUAUCCAUUUCUUAAUCCAUAGUGUCUGUCAUCAUCAAGGUCACAGAUGAUCAUUUCAUACACAAAGGUGACUCAAUGUACCUCACAUAAAAUCCAAAGUACAGCAUUUAAAUCAGAGAAGUAAAUACAUUUAAAAGUAUGGAAAUAAAAGUAUGUUGACUGAAAUUACAAACAAAUCACAGUAACAAAUGUUGCAGUAAAAUACUGCUACGAAAAAGCUAUUCUAAACAAACAAGGGAAUCUUGCCAUAUGUAAGACAUACAAAAAGGAAAAUAUGCAUCAAUUCAAAUUGUAGAUAUGAUAUUUUUGUAACUGAUACCCUUCUGAUGACAAAAUAGUCCUGUUCAGAAUAUUCCCAAAAGACCUGUGCCAAGGAACUCUUGAAUACAAACAUUUCAUGCAGCUUUAAGCGAGUAAACAUAUUAUUGAGAAACAUUUUGUCUUGUGCAAUUAUUUUUACUUUAGUUCACUGCGAUAAUGAUAGCUGCUCAUAUUUACUGUUGUAUCGUGUCAACUCUUAUUAUUAAAAGUAUCCAGCAUUUUCUGCAGUACAUGUAAACUUGUUCAUUCAGUAUUUGUCUAACAGGAUACAAGAUCUAAACGAACACAAGAGUAUCCGUCGCAAGCAUCUUUGUAUAUAGAUCAUUGUGAUUAUAUUCCAAACGUGUGUAAAUAUGAAAUUAUUGAUGUAUAUAGACUAAGAUUUGUAUAAAGGAGAGUUUAAAUAUACAUUUAUGGAUGUUCUGUUCUUUGAUCGAUAGCCAACGUGAACAUUAAUUGUUACAAUAUGACGUUAAUUGUGACUCUAUACUCAGUGAAAUAAAGGGAUUUGCAAAACAA
Messenger RNA from Syngnathus acus (greater pipefish), 2130 nucleotides. Its product is annotated as voltage-dependent calcium channel gamma-5 subunit. The record is from RefSeq and is a predicted model, not a curated record. NCBI's taxonomy places the organism in Eukaryota, Metazoa, Chordata, Actinopteri, Syngnathiformes, Syngnathidae. Gene Ontology annotation, molecular function: channel regulator activity; voltage-gated calcium channel activity. Gene Ontology annotation, biological process: neurotransmitter receptor internalization; postsynaptic neurotransmitter receptor diffusion trapping; positive regulation of synaptic transmission, glutamatergic. Bases 211 to 1044 code for a protein of 277 amino acids. Gene Ontology annotation, cellular component: postsynaptic density membrane; AMPA glutamate receptor complex. The transcript is spliced from 6 exons.